Morus notabilis is the source of this 3018-nucleotide messenger RNA. RefSeq names its product serine/threonine-protein kinase mph1. Gene Ontology annotation, molecular function: protein serine/threonine/tyrosine kinase activity; protein serine/threonine kinase activity; ATP binding. Lineage: Eukaryota; Viridiplantae; Streptophyta; Magnoliopsida; Rosales; Moraceae. The record is from RefSeq and is a predicted model, not a curated record. Gene Ontology annotation, cellular component: spindle; nucleus; kinetochore. Gene Ontology annotation, biological process: meiotic spindle assembly checkpoint signaling; protein localization to kinetochore; peptidyl-serine phosphorylation. Bases 226 to 2736 code for a protein of 836 amino acids. The transcript is spliced from 6 exons.
UUGACAGUGGCUGUGAGAGCACUGAGAAGAGUAAGAGAGAGAAGAGAAGAGAAGAGAAGAGUAAUACCAAUUCCGAUUCACUUUCAAUUCAUACACUCUUCGCAGACACAAGCUUUUCCCUCUCCUCCCAUGGCGGAAGAAGAAAUCUUCAUCAAACCUUAAAUGCGCAAUCUCUUUUCUCUCUCUGCUCACACUCAGACUCAGACAUGCCGCUGAGAUCCGGCCAUGGACAGGGAGGUUAACCUUCCGCCGACGAAUCUCAACCCCAAUUAUACUUCGUCUUCGUCGCUCUCUUCCUCCUCCUCGCCGCCCGACUUCCUCCAUCAUGUUCAGGCCGCCUUCAAGCGACAUCGCUCUCUCGGCGUAAUGCAGUCAAAUAGCAUAGGGCCUAGGCGUACUUUAGUUCCCCAGAGGAGAGUAUCAAAAAGUUCGAAGUCGAAUGUGGGUUCUCUUGAAGACACCAACAGGUCUCGAGAAGUUGUUGCAGUUAGUCAGGGUAAUACAGUCAAAGAUUCAAUCAAGCAGAUAAAGGGAGGGCCUGCUGCUGUCAAAGAAACUCAAGAAGACGCAUCAAUUACACUGCCUUCCAUUUCGGGCACUAUUACAGAAGCCUUUGAUGAAAGCUUAAACCCAUUUGAUGCACAGAGAGAUCAAGCCAAGCCUAUCACUGGUCCAGAAAACAACCCGCAAUCUCAACUCGUUGAUGGCCAGAAAAAAGUUCAAUUUUCAGUUGCAAGCGAAGCCAUUUCCCAGGGGGCCGAUGAUCUUAUUAUGGCCACUGGAUUGGAGAACUUAUCAUCUCAUAUGAGUUCACUUGCAUUGACAGAAAUGGAACGGGUUACAAGCAAUCAAGGAGAGGCAUCAACUGUUAUCAAUCAUGAGAUGAAGCGUCAGAAUAUUCAGAGCGCAGAAUGUGAUAUCACUUCGAGAUCUGAUGGUGGGGUUUCUUCUUCGUUGGCAAAGAGAACAAAUGCUGUGCAGGAUCAGUUGCACCAUUUCAAAAACUUCUUAAGCCAGCCUAUCACUCAAUCUUCAGUUGCUGGGCCAUCAUGUGCUACAACAACAUCUGUCCAUUCAACUUCAGCGCCAAUGCUUAAUCAGACAACUUUUUGCUCUCGACUGCAUAGCAAUUCUAAUGUGACAAUGGAACCUGCAAGUGAUCCAAGUGUAAAUGCUCAACCUAAAAAACAAGGGAAGAUAAUGCAGCAAUUAAAUCCGUCUUUAAAAGAUACUAGUGGAAUGUUAAGCAAUCAGAUUGCUGUUGCACAACAAUCUUCUACCUCUGUAGUAGAUGGCCAAAUGGAAGUUAAGGAAUAUGAAAUUUCUAAAGUGCAACAAGGCUGCAUGCUCAAGGAAAGUGGCUUUGUUGGAGAUCCUUCUCUUCUUGAUGAUAGGGCAGCUCAAGGGAAGCGAUUAGCAGCUGAUGUCAUCAAUAUUCAAUCUCAGGUUCCUUCAUCCAAAGGUAUCUCUUCUGAUAUGAAGGAUGAGCCUUCUAAGUUAGACAAACAGGAUAAGACGGUGAGUGGUAAAGGUGCAUCAGUCCCUCGCAAAAGAAGUUAUGACCCCGACUUGUUUUUUAAAGUUAAUGGGAAGCUCUAUCAAAGGCUUGGCAAGAUUGGUAGCGGUGGAAGCAGUGAGGUCCACAAAGUCAUCUCAUCAGAUUGCACAAUAUAUGCUCUAAAAAAGAUCAAGCUCAGAGGACGUGAUUAUGCCACUGCUUAUGGGUUUUGUCAGGAAAUUGAGUAUUUAAAUAGACUGAAAGGAAAGCACAAUAUUAUACAGCUAAUAGACUACGAGGUGACAGAUAGCGCUCUGCUCCGGGAAGUCAUGAAUGGUUCCAUGAGUAACAAAGAUGGUAGAGUCAAGGAUGAUGGACAUAUAUACAUGGUCCUUGAGUACGGAGAAAUUGAUUUGGCUCACAUGCUUUGCCAGAGGUGGAAGGAAAUUGAUGGCUCCAAACAGACCAUAGAUGACAACUGGCUUCGAUUCUACUGGCAGCAAAUUCUUCUAGCCGUGAGCACUAUACAUGAGGAGCGUAUUGUGCACUCUGACUUGAAGCCAGCCAAUUUCCUCCUGGUAAAAGGCUCCCUGAAGUUGAUUGAUUUUGGAAUAGCCAAAGCCAUAAUGAGUGAUACUACAAAUAUCCAAAGAGAUUCACAGGUCGGUACAUUGAGCUACAUGUCUCCUGAAGCAUUCAUGUGCAAUGAAAAUGAUGCUAAUGGAAACCCUAUCAAGUGCGGUCGACCAUCAGACAUUUGGUCUCUUGGUUGCAUACUUUAUCAGAUGGUUUAUGGGAGGACGCCCUUUUCAGAUUAUAAAACAUUCUGGGCAAAGUUCAAAGUUAUAACAGAUCCAAACCAUGAAAUCAGGUAUGAACCAGUCUCGAAUCCUUGGCUUCUUGAUAUCAUGAAAAAGUGUCUCGCAUGGGACCGCAGUGAAAGGUGGAGGAUUCCCCAGUUGCUUCAGCAUCCCUUUCUUGUUCCUCCGAUUCCGCUCCAUCAAUCUGCGUCUCAAGACCAAAGUUGUAGACUGCUGCAGCUUAUUUCCAAUGCUUGUAAAUGUGACACGGAAGCUUUAAACCUAUGUUCUCAGCUACAAGAACUGCUUAAGGCCCCGGACUCGCUAAUAACCUCUCAGUUAUUGUCAUCACACGAGCAACAGCGUAAGUUGCUCUCCCAUGUAUCAAAACUUUUCUAUCAGCUGGAAAGGCAAUUAGCAAGCUCGGAGAAAGAAUAGGCGAAAGAACAAACAACUUAAAUUCUGCACCGACCUGCGACUCACUUCCGAAAACAUCCUCAGUUUUGUGAGUUGUUCUUUGGUUCUCCAAGAAUCGUUCUUGGUUAUGGUGAUUUGCUUCCAUCAUUUUGUAGUAAUGUGUAAUAUCCUUCUCGGCUGUUUUUAACUUGUUUUAUCUUGAAGUUCAUGAGGAAUUGAAUCGUGUAAUUACCAUCCUUUGUCCCUGGCAUUUUUGGUGUGUUGUUUUCGAUACACGUUGCUUUAUUGCAGCAUGAUAAUCAA